Molecule: messenger RNA, 1464 nt
Organism: Eufriesea mexicana
Lineage: Eukaryota; Metazoa; Arthropoda; Insecta; Hymenoptera; Apidae
Product: spermine oxidase
Exons: 7
Coding region: 16-1464 (482 amino acids)
Molecular function (GO): polyamine oxidase activity
Source: RefSeq, a predicted model, not a curated record
CAGUUGGACCCUUGCAUGCUGGACCCGUGCAAGCCGGAGCCAACGGUGGUUAUCAUUGGAGCAGGCAUGGCUGGUCUUUCAGCUGCUCAUCGGCUGACACAAUGUGGUCUUCAGAAUUUCACGAUACUAGAGGCGACAGAUAGACCAGGAGGUCGAAUUCAUUCGUGUUGGUUGGGAGAUGUGGUAGCAGAGAUGGGUGCUACCUGGAUCGAAGGAGGGAGCAUCGCGAAUCCAGUGUUCACCCUGGCCGCCCAAGAAGGUCUUCUGAAGCCACCCGUUUUCAGGCCUGAUCCAAGUCGUGGUCUUUUUUGCACGAGCGAUGGCCGAGCUAUCGAUCUUCCUGUCAGCAUCACGGCUUAUCACACGUUUCGACAGAUCGAGCAACAGGCGGCAACUCUUUUCUCUCUAGGUUGUGGCCGCACCCAUGGUACAUUACUGAAUUUCAUGGGAGUCCGAAUUCAGCAGGAGCUCCACAAUUUCCCGGAGGAGCAACGAUACGACGCAGCCAGGGUGAUGUACGGAAUGACGAAUUGCGUGAGAUGUCGUUGUGGCGAUGAUCUGUCGUUAGUUUCCGCUGAUCAGUUCGGAAGUUACAUCGAGAUACCUGGCGGAAACGUGAGGGUGCCUCUUGGAUACGUCGGGGUGCUUGCACCUCUGUUACGUGAUCUGCCGAAUUGUUCACUCAAAUACUGCAAGCCAGUAAGUUGUAUCAGAUGGGGGGCCAUAGAUGACUCCUGUCCUCGAGCAGUAGUGAAGUGUUGCGAUGGCCAAGAGUAUCCAGCCGAUUACGUGAUUGUCACCAUGUCUCUCGGUGUUUUGAAGCACCAGCACGACAAACUCUUCUGUCCAGCCUUGCCCGCGGAGAAAGUCGAAGCCAUUUGCAAAUUAGGAUAUGGAUACGUUAAUAAACUGUUUCUGGAAUACGCGAGGCCGUUCUGGGUUUGGAAAGAAGGCGGCAUCAAACUGGCUUGGUCAGCCGAUGAACUCGCUGACAGAUGCGACUGGGUGAAAGGAAUUUCAAAUAUAGAGGAAUUAUCGACUUCCCAGCAUGUUUUAUGCGCAUGGGUUUGCGGCCGGGAAGCAGCGGAUAUGGAAUUGUGCUCCGAUGAAGAGGUCGUGGAGUCGAUAACAAGAGUUCUUCGACAAUUUACUGGUGAUCCUACGCUUCCCUAUCCAGCAAAUCUUCUCAGAAGCAAAUGGUGCAUGGAUCAAUACUUUGCUGGUUCGUAUAGUUAUAUGGGAAUGGACAGUACCGUUGGACACCAAUGUGAUUUAGCCAGUCCAUUGCCAGGUACCUGUGAACCUAUACCACCUAUCCUUUUAUUCGCUGGAGAAGCCACAAUUCCAGGACAUUAUAGCACAGUGCAUGGCGCCAGAUUGAGUGGUAUUCGCGAGGCAGAAAGAAUAAUUCAACUAACGAAACGGUUCGGUGGUCCACCAAAAAAGUCGUCCGAUAACAGCUAA